AUGAACUACACAUCGUUUUGCGCAGAGCUUCAAGGCCACGACUCCGAAUUGGAUGGCGACAAGUUUGAUGUUGUGGUUUGCUCUGCAGCAUACCACCAUCUGGAGUCGAUAGAAGCGACCACGGGCGUGCUGGCAUUCUUCCUCAAACCUGGUGGCUAUUUGCUCGUCGUGGAUUUCACGACCAGUGAUAAGGUGAUUCCCGAAGACGUCCCUAAUAGGUUUGGCUUCUCGAAGGACCAGAUUUGCGCCGCUUUUGAGGGGGCUGGGUUGAUAGAAGUUGACUUCGAGCAGCUUUCAUCGGCCAGGUUUCAUGGCCAGACGGUGGAUUUGUUUCUCGCUCGAGGGAAGAAAAGCAGCUAG
Molecule: messenger RNA, 360 nt
Organism: Mycena indigotica
Lineage: Eukaryota; Fungi; Basidiomycota; Agaricomycetes; Agaricales; Mycenaceae
Product: Methyltransf-11 domain-containing protein
Exons: 2
Coding region: 1-360 (119 amino acids)
Source: RefSeq, a predicted model, not a curated record